Messenger RNA from Pleuronectes platessa (European plaice), 2250 nucleotides. RefSeq names its product ankyrin repeat domain-containing protein 61. The transcript is spliced from 5 exons. Gene Ontology annotation, molecular function: protein binding. The coding region runs from base 467 to 1708 and encodes 413 amino acids. Lineage: Eukaryota; Metazoa; Chordata; Actinopteri; Pleuronectiformes; Pleuronectidae. The record is from RefSeq and is a predicted model, not a curated record. Gene Ontology annotation, cellular component: ciliary inversin compartment. Gene Ontology annotation, biological process: protein localization to ciliary inversin compartment.
UAUUGAAGAGCCACAAACAAAUAGCCUGGAUGCCAGACGACCUUAGCCCCGCCCACAACAUUUGAGGUCAUACUCACAACAACGUCAGGCUAACAAACAAAGGAAAAAACUGUUAAAUACUCCAAAGGUGUCACCUUUGGAGUAUUUAACUAGUCCCUGUACUUGUCUCCCUUGCACAGCAAGAGCUUAUCUGUGAAAGGAAGGCCGUGCAUCUAACUUAGACAUCUAACUCUGAGACCAGAGUUGAAUAAAUCAGACGCAGCGAAACCACCGAACGGAGAAAACGGAAGUAGCCGUUGAAAAAAAUUACACACUGAAAAGGGAAGUAGUAGCAACUGCAAAUUUAAUCGUUCUUCCUUUCGAGAAAUUAACGCCUGCAACCACAAACUAGAAUAACCAGAUUCUGUUAACCACUCCCCUCCUGAAAGACUAAGUACAGACAGCAAGGAGGCUGCGAUGUCUUGUCAUGCUGGAGGAGCAGAGGGACCAUGAAGACACGAGCAGUAACAUGAUUAUGUUUCACAACAAUGAAUUCUAUACCGCUAUUAUGGAUGAAGAUGUGGGACGUAUUGAAGAUAUGGUGAAAAAGCACGGGAGCAACCUUCCCAUCCAGGUACAAGUGGGUGAACCUGGGAACAUUUUCUGGAAGGGCCCCCCCCUUCACCUGGCUGCCUCUUACAGAAGAGUAAAGAGCAUGCAGAGCCUGUUGUCAUUAGGAGCAGACCCUGGCCUCAGGGACCAGCACGGUCGAACCACAUUACACCGGGUGAUAACCAGUUGGCCGCAUACCUCGACUCCUUGGACAAAACCAGAUUCCAACUUCCAGAAUGUUGUGAUCGGCGCGCGCAGGAAGGCAGAUGCCUGUCUACAGCUCCUCUGUGAGCAUGGUGUGAACGUCAAUGCAGAGGUAGAGAGGGAGAGUCUGGAGACGGCUCUCCACCUAUCAGUGCGCUUUGCUGCUCUGUUUGCAGUCCAAACCCUCACCAGCCACGGUGCUGAGGUCGAUGCCGUGAACAGCACCGGGAUGACGCCCUUGCAUAUGGCCGCAGGGAUCCUUCAUAAGGACAUCCUUGUUAACUUGAUCAAACAGGGAGCAGAUAUCAACAGGGGGGUGAAGCACACAGGAAGCACAGCUUUACACCUAGCUGCUGUGGCAAUGGCCAUGAAGAGCGCUAAAACCCUGGAUGACGACAUCAACUGCAUUUCCAAGCUGCUGGAGCACGGGGCCAAGACCGACAGAGAGAACAAGGCCGGACUUACACCUUUACAGGAGGCAUGCUGCAUGGGCAAUGAGGAGCUGGUGGACCUGCUGCUCAGGUACGGAGCAGACAUCAACAAGCUGAGCCGAGCAGGGGAGAACUGUCUGUUUCUGUUCCUGAACCACGGGACCAACGUAAACAACAGCUCCCUGCUGGGGAAACUAGUCAACCUGACAUCCCCGCUCACCGUCUACAACCAAAAAGGUCUCCUUCCCUCAACCUUGACAUUACCGUGUUUCUGCAAGCAGCGAGAGCAGCUACUUAGACUCAUUCAACAACCAAGAAGGCUUCAGGAUAUUUGUAAGAGUUGUAUUUAUCUAAAACAUGUACAACACAAGAAAGGGGAACUGACAAAAAUACUGCCCGAGAGGCUGUGGGACUUUGUCUUCAACUCCUGGGAGAACGUACAGGACAUCUCCUUUCUGACUGAUGACGGACUUGUUAAAUAACAGCUAGAAACACAAUUUAAAUCUAAAAACAACACAUAUGAACAGAUGCCCAUCAAUAAAAACCAUGAAAGCAUCUUACCUUCAGGUCUCUGUGCAUGAUUCCUCUUGAAUGAAUAUACUCCACCCCUUCAAGUAUGUUCCUCAACAGGCUGAGAGUUUGUUCAGUAUCCACACAUCCAUACGGACCUGUCAUAGAAGCCAUGGGUCAAACGGACAUUAAACAAGUGAGACCUUCACAGAACGACUGAGGUCACUUCUCCAGCAGGAUUCAAGUCUAAUUAAAAUUUGCCUGUUACUACUCUAAUAGGAAGACAUAUAAUUAAUGGAGCCAUUUGUUAAUAUACAGUUAAGAUUUUUCUCGUGCAUUUUAUAAACUUUUUCUCGAAGACAAAUCUGCAAAAGGUUUAACCAACUUAUUAUAGUGCAGACCUUACCAGGUGCUAGUCAAAGCAUUUGCUUGACCACUAUCAUUAUUUGAUUAAUAGUCAUAUUGAUGACAUGUUAAUGGAUAAUACUAAAUAAAUUCUUAUUUUUGGACCCAG